This is a messenger RNA of Scomber japonicus (chub mackerel), 1427 nucleotides long. RefSeq names its product sphingosine 1-phosphate receptor 3. The coding region runs from base 116 to 1276 and encodes 386 amino acids. Gene Ontology annotation, cellular component: membrane. Gene Ontology annotation, biological process: G protein-coupled receptor signaling pathway. Gene Ontology annotation, molecular function: sphingosine-1-phosphate receptor activity. The transcript has 2 exons. NCBI's taxonomy places the organism in Eukaryota, Metazoa, Chordata, Actinopteri, Scombriformes, Scombridae. The record is from RefSeq and is a predicted model, not a curated record.
UUAACUUUCAACUAAAGCCGAACUGCGAGCAUCCCACGCUUAAGACAGUGGAACUCCUGACACUGGACUCCUUGCUCACUCCUGACAUCCAGUGUCAGCAGCUGGUGCUUUGAAGAUGAUCAACCCUCACGUAUACCUCCACUAUAACUACACAGGUAAGCUGGACCAUCGGCCCAGCGUGGGCAAGGGCGCUGGCGCCGUGGACACCAAAACCAUUGUGUUCCUCAUCAUAUGCAGCUUCAUCGUUCUGGAGAACCUCACCGUGCUGGUAGCCAUAUGGAGAAACCACAGGUUCCACAACCGCAUGUACUUCUUCAUCGCUAACCUGGCACUUUGUGACCUUCUCGCUGGAGUGGCUUACCUGGUUAACUUGCUGCUGUCAGGAGAGAAGACCCUGAAGCUGUCACCUGCUCUCUGGUUUGUCAGAGAGGGCAGCAUGUUUGUAGCACUCGGUGCCUCCAUUUUCAGUCUCCUGGCUAUUGCAAUAGAGAGACACCUGACUAUGAUCAAAAUGAGGCCUUAUGAUGCCAAUAAGAAUUACAGAGUGUUUCUGCUCAUAGGAACCUGCUGGCUGAUUGCAAUAUCUCUUGGAGCUUUGCCUAUUCUUGGUUGGAACUGCCUGGAUAACCUCCCUGAUUGCUCAACCGUCCUCCCCCUCUACAGCAAGAAAUAUGUAGCUUUCUGUAUCACUGUUUUCAUGGUUUUGCUCUUAGCCAUGUCAAUCCUGUACGCCCGUAUCUAUAUCCUGGUGAAGUCCAGCAGCCAAAAGGUGAGCAAGCACAGCAAUUCGGAGCAUGCAAUGUCACUGCUGCGCACUGUCAUCAUUGUAGUUGGGGUUUUUAUUGCCUGCUGGACGCCCAUCUUCAUCCUGCUCCUAGUAGAUGUGGCAUGUGAGAACGGCUGGCGCUGCCCUAUCCUCUACAAGGCUGACUGGUUCAUUGCAGUGGCUGUGCUCAACUCAGCCAUGAACCCAGUCAUCUACACUCUGGCCAGCCGUGAGAUGAGACGGGCCUUUUUGGGUCUGGUAUGUGGUAUUUGCUUCAGGGGGAAGGCUUCUGUUAAUGGCAGUGGGAACAGGCAGUCUCUGGAGCCCAGCCGCAGCAGGAGCAAGUCGUGGAGCAGCCAGAACAACCCCAACCAGAACCAACAAAGCUCCAAGCAGGCAGAGAUGGAGAAGGGGGAGGAAACGAACACACCUCAUGGCGAGGUUUCAGUGGUGGCAGGAACAAGCAGAGGUGCUACUGAGACCGUCCACGACAGUAACAGAAAAGACUGAAACAGAGAACCAAGAUACCUGUAGUAGGAAGAUGAUGUGCUCAUGGGCCUCUGCAGUGCUCACAACGGACAUAAUUGAUGACAAAAAGAAAAUUGAGUCUUGAUUAAUUAGAAUGAAGACAUUCUUAAAUGAAAUGUUGAUGUCAGGCCUA